GGUUUGCCCAUUUUCAUUCUAUCCUCGAACAACAUCUCUACAAACAGGUGUUGAGUAUUCUUAGAAUGUGGGCACUCAUAAAUCUUGGUUUUCAAUGGACUUCAAUUCUCUUUUGAUGAUUUCUGGCUUCAUUGGUUUAUGGUGUGGAGAAUUCUUUGAAUUGCAUAAAGAGAACAAUCUACAAGCCUGACUCUAUACAACACUUUGUGGCAUGGGCUGGCUUACUAAAAUAUUAAAAGGGUCCAGCUCGAGCUCCAGUCAUAGAGUUACCGAAGGGCACUAUCAUGAGAGAUUUGAAAAUGAUGAAAUUUGGGAGGAGCCUCCUACUACAGUGGAUGCAUCGUCGGACUUUGAUUAUGAAGAAAUCGAUCGAGCCAUUGCACUUUCUCUUGCUGAAGAAGACGAAAGAAGUGUACUUUCAAUUGUAGAAGACGAUAAGAAAAGUGCACGUUCCAGUGUAGAAGAAGCAGAGGAUGAUUUUAUUUCCUCUGCAGAGGCUGAAAAGGAUUUAGUUCCAUCUCCAGAAGAACAUAAUAGAGGAUCGAAUAAAGAAGAUCAUAAAGGAAAAACAGUAAUUGAUGAUGAGUCUUACUUGGAAGAAGAUGAACAGCUUGCCAAGGCUAUUCAAGAAAGCUUAAAGGUGGACUCACCACCACGAAAUAACUUCGGAAGCCUAUUUCCUCGUUUGCCAAAUUUCUUUCAAGGUGUAUACAGGAUAUGCACUGGUUGCAACGGCCAAAUUGGUCAUGGGCGUUUUUUGAGUUGCAUGGGAGGAUAUUGGCAUCCAGAUUGUUUUCGUUGUCAUGCUUGCAACUUACCAAUAUCUGAUUAUGAGUUCUCUAUGUCUGAAAACCGACCGUUCCAUAAAUCAUGCUAUAAAGAACACCAUCACCCAAAAUGCGAUGUUUGCAAGAACUUUAUCCCAACAAAUGUCGGUGGUCUUAUUGAAUAUCGGGCUCAUCCUUUCUGGCUACAAAAGUACUGCCCCGCCCAUGAGCAUGAUAGGACUCCUAGAUGUUGUAGCUGCGAAAGGAUGGAGCCAAGGGACAUGAAAUAUUUUUUGCUAGAUGAUGGUCGAAAGCUUUGUCUGGAGUGUCUUGACUCUGCAAUAAUGGAUACUCAUGAAUGUCAACCCCUAUAUCUUGAAAUUCAAGAAUUUUAUGAAGGAUUAAAUAUGAAAAUUGAGCAACAAGUUCCAUUGCUGUUGGUUGAGAGACAAGCAUUAAAUGAAGCCAUGGAGGGAGAAAAACUUGGUCAUCAUCACAUGUCUGAAACAAGGGGACUUUGCCUUUCAGAAGAGCAGACCAUAAGCACUAUAAUGAGGCGGCCAAGGGUUGGGGCAGGCCGGAUAAUGGAUAUUUUUACGGAGCCUUAUAAGCUAGUUCGUAGAUGUGAAGUGACUGCCAUCCUCAUUUUGCAUAGUCUCCCUAGGUUGCUAACAGGCUCAAUUUUGGCUCAUGAGAUGAUGCAUGCAUGGCUUCGGCUUAAAGGAUACUCUAAUUUGCCUCCUGAUGUUGAAGAAGGAAUCUGCCAAGUUCUUGCUCAUAUGUGGUUAGACUCUGAGAUCAUUGCUGGUUCUAGUGGGACUAGUGUUGCUUCAUCAUCUUCAUCUGCACCAGUACCUGUAUCAUCAAAAAAAGGCAAAAGGUCCGAGUUCGAGAAGCAACUAGGUGAGUUUUUUAAACAUCAGAUAGAGUCUGAUACUUCUGCAGCUUAUGGAGACGGGUUCCGAGAAGGUAACAAGGCUGUGCUCAAGUACGGUCUGAGAAGCACUCUUGACCAUAUUCGACUUACUGGACGAUUUCCUUGCUAAUGGCCUUGAGAAGUAAAGGAGCAAAAGAUCUAAUAAAGAACUGUAUGAAAGCGGCAUUACAGGUUUUCAUUUUGUGCUUUCUACAACUGUCGAUAUAUAGGGAAAGUAAUUAAUUAUGUUAUAGAAAUACAUGUGUCACUCUUUUAUACAAUACCUCAGUUAUGUACUUUUUAUCAAGAGCCUAAAGUUGACUGCUUCAAAUCCUUAAAUAUAAGUAUCAAUCCUAAA
This is a messenger RNA of Erigeron canadensis, 2041 nucleotides long. RefSeq names its product protein DA1-related 1-like. The transcript is spliced from 12 exons. NCBI's taxonomy places the organism in Eukaryota, Viridiplantae, Streptophyta, Magnoliopsida, Asterales, Asteraceae. The coding region runs from base 212 to 1813 and encodes 533 amino acids. The record is from RefSeq and is a predicted model, not a curated record. Gene Ontology annotation, molecular function: ubiquitin binding.